AGAAAGAGAGAGGGCGGAUCGGACGUGGAGAGAGAAUCACACAGCAAAGCCUUCACAGGCUAGACAGCAUCUUUCCGAAUCACAGUCACGAGCAAACAGGAAGAGGUCAAAGCGCACCAAAAUCCUUGAGCAGACAUAAUCCUUUAGCAGAGAUGGGGCCCGGAUUGUUCUGGAACUUCCCAUCCAAGACUAGCUGCACGGUUCCACAGAGCCUGCUGCAGACAAUGUUGCUCUCCAGGAUGGCUGGCAUAAAGGAUCAGCAGUUUACUGAAGAGAAACCUCUUCUGCCAGAAAUCAGGGGACAGGAACCAGAGACGGCUAAAGAACAGUGUGUGCAAGCACCGCCUAGUGAUACGCCCUCCCCUCACACGGCUCGCCCCCCUAAACGCUGGCAUUCGAUGGCCCGGCACUGGCUUGGCAUCACACGCCGUCGGACCAGCGGGUACAUCCCGGAAAACUCUGAGACGUUGGAUGUGUAUUCCGGAGAUUGGAAGGAACACGAUAUUGAAACGCCUUAUGGGAUGUUGCAUGUGGUCAUCCGGGGAGCUCCCAAAGGCAAUAAGCCAGCUAUCCUGACCUACCAUGAUGUUGGGCUCAACCAUAAGCUGUGCUUCAACUCAUUCUUCCACAAUGAAGACAUGCAAGAGAUCACCAAGCAUUUCGUUGUGUGCCACGUGGAUGCACCUGGCCAGCAUAUUGGAGCUCCUCAGCUGCCACAGGGGUACCAGUACCCCACUAUGGAUCAGCUAGCUGGAAUGCUUCCUAGUGUCGUGCAACACUUUGGCUUUAAGAGCAUUGUUGGUAUCGGAGUCGGGGCUGGUGCCUACAUCCUUGCCAAAUUCGCGCUCAUCUUCCCUGAUCUCGUGGAGGGUUUGGUUCUACUAAACAUCGACCCCAAUGGGAAAGGCUGGAUCGACUGGGCCGCCACAAAACUGUCUGGACUCACCAGUUCUCUCCCGGACACGGUUCUAGCGCACCUCUUUAGCCAGGAGGAGCUCAUGAGCAACACAGAGGUGGUGCAGACGUACCGCCAACAGAUUAAUAACACUAUCAACCAGUUCAACCUACAGCUCUUCUGGAAUAUGUACAACAGCCGCAGGGAUCUGGAAAUGAACCGCAGUGGCUCUGUGUUGAAUGCCAAGACCCUGAGGUGCCCAGUCAUGCUUGUCGUUGGAGACAAUGCCCCGGCUGAGGAGGGCGUGGUCGAGUGCAACUCCAAACUGGAUCCAACUAACACCACAUUCCUGAAGAUGGCUGACUCUGGUGGAUUGCCUCAGAUUACACAGCCUGGAAAGCUCACAGAGGCUUUCAAGUACUUCCUACAAGGGAUGGGAUACAUUGCGUCUAUAAAGGAUCGGAGAAUGAGUGGAGGGCCAGUGCCCUCAGCCAGUAUGACCCGUCUCGCUCGUUCGCGAACAGCCUCUCUGACCAGCGCCGGCUCGGUGGACGGGACUCGCAACCGCGCAUGCACGCAUUCAGACAGCACCGAGGGUGUCGGGCAGGUCAGCCAAACCAUGGAGGUUUCCUGCUGAGCCCUCGUUCAUAUUCGCACAUGCAUACAUUUAGAGAGACAUGUUGCAUGGAAGAAGGGCCUGAGAAGAAUGGAGAACUCGUAUUACUUUCAUUCUUUAGUUCUCAGCCAUUCACUUUCCAUGUACUUUUCUCUUGAUUAUUUUUUCAGUGUUAGCCCUCUUAAAGGAACAGUUCACCCAAAAAUGAAAAAAUCGGUCGUUGUUUGCUUCUCUUAAUGUACUUGAUGUUUCAAGUGAGAUAAGGCUGUGUUUAAGUCUAGAUGCAGUGAAUAAUGACUGACCAAAAAAUAAUAAAUUUAGAGGAACUCUGCUUAACUAAGUGUUAAAAUGACAUUGGGGGAGUAAUUGAUGACCAAAUUUUCAUUAUUGGGCGAACUUAAAUAACCUGUAAAAUAAAGACAUGAUGUCUUCCCCUUAACAGUGUUUGAUUCUCCCCGACUGUAUAACACGACUUAUUUAUCGCUAAGUGUCAGUAUUUCUGCACCCUUCGCUUGCUGCCUCUGGCCUUCACCUUCUCCUAAUAAAAAACGACAAGUCCCAUCAGCUCUCACUCGUUCCUGUCCUACGACAGUCUUUGUGGAGUAACUGAUUGGUGGGUCACAAUAGAGGGGGCGGGUCCUGAGGAAGAAAUACGAAAUAAAGCUAAAGAAGAUUGAUCCAGAGAGAGAUAUAAAAGUGACAUUAUGGUUAUGCUCUCCCUCUUUGCUACGAGUAAAUGCGAAGCAGUUGCGUUGUUAAAGUGUGCAAAUGAACCAAUGAAUAGCAGCUUUUGACUAAUCAUCUCAGGUCACUGAGAUUCGUAACUAUUUUACGAAGUGGCAAAUUCGUAUGAAAUGUGCGAUGUGAAUUGUACAAAACGUACGAUUGGGGUGAAAGCAGAUCAUAUAAAAAUGUAUGAAUGAGAUCGUACGAGUUUCACGUUUGUGCUUGGGGGCACCUACUGGCAAACAAGGGUACUGCAAUGCUCUUAAAGGUGACAGGGAAUGAAAAAAACCUUGUCUUAGUUUAAUAACGGUAGUCUACCCGCAUUUACAGACAUACGAAAAUUGCUAGACAUUCUGAACAUCUCCGUUUCAUAGAAAUUUCUCUUUUAGAAAUGUCCGCCAGAAAAUGGCCCAAUCUGAAUAAUGGAUACAUGUUACUUAAAAUGCAUCUCACUUCCCCCCGCACUCUCAUUCAAUUCCCUCCCCUUUAAAAUAAUUUGCAUACAUCCGGCCUCUCGCUUCGAACGGGAAGUAAAUUGCAGCAGUGUUCGCGAAGUUCAAGGCAAAAUGGCGAGUCGCGUUCCGAGGUGUGCUCUUCUAUCUGUAACAUUUUGGUCUGUCCGCGUUCUGAAGACGGCGAGUUUACAUUCUUUUGAGUAGCAGCAAAGGCGGCCAAUCAGUGUCAAGAGCUUGCAUUUCAUAAUGAGGUUGCCAGUUAAGCCCGAAGGGACGCCAAAUAGAUGCAAAACCACGCGUUUAAAAUCCCCCACCCUAAUAUAGCUUUCUAAGAGAGGUUUUUAGGAAGCUUUUAAGGCAUUACAGACCCAACCAAAAUUUUGUUGUCUACAUGUCACAUCACAGAACAAGGAUAAAUACCCCGUUCAGUCAUUCUAUGUCACCUUUAUGGUUUAAAUGAAUUAAAACAGUUUUAAGUUACUCAAACUUGAAUUUUACAAAUAAAAUGUGAAUUCGUAUAUUUCUAUAAGUGGCUCUGGUCUUGGGGGGGGCAAUGCCCCCUCUGUCCCCCCAAACUCAGCCUAUGAUUAGCCACUUUGUAAAAUCGUUACGAAUCGACAGGAGACUGUACAGUACAUUUCACGAAGUUUUUAUCGUUAAUUAAUUUUCAAGUUGCGACAUUGUGUAUGGCGACUGUACUUACGCACAUUUAAUUUAUUAGAGAUUAUCGCUUGUGUUACGCAAUCACUUUUUUUAGCUAUUGGAAGCGCAUGAACAUUAACUGACUAGCAUGCUACAAACUCAUAUUAACAUAUUUAAUUGACAUAGUCGAACUGCACCUGUAUUUUCCCGUUCCUGUCAGAUUAACUCUUUCGCCGCCAUUGAGAUAACUCGUCAAUUAACUGCCAAUGACGAGAAUUCCGUCUUUCCGCAAUACCGCUAUUAUCCACCAGGUGAAUAAUAUACAACCCGGAAGUAACGCCUCAUGUAAAAGAGAAAGAACUCCGUGUAUGUUUUAAAGAUCGCUCUGCAUCUGAUCUCUAUCAAAAGCCCUUCACAAAAAUGGACUUAUCUCAGCUUUUUGCUCAAAAUUUGGUGUUUUUGAAGAAACCUACCCAUAUUUGAGAGAUGAUAAAAAGAGAACUAAUGAAGGUAGGAUGAAAGAUUUUUUUUUUAAAGAUGAUGGUCUGUUCUUUCAUUUGAUAUAUUGUAUGUUUAUAUAUUUAAAGAAGAAAAUUUUCUGGAAGGCUUUAAACUUUUGUGAAAAUCAUGAAAAAUGCUGGCGCUGGCUGGCAACUUUUUAAAAAAAAAACGCUGGCGGGGAAAGAGUUAAGCACUAGCUAGUCGACACUUACAAAAAGCGACAUGAAUUUCACAUCAUCUCGUCUGUGAAAGGCGCACGUGACAUUCAUGUGGCUUUUCGUUAAGGUACAUCCAACCUGGCACCCAUAUGAUCGUCGUAGUGUGCACUCCCUGUCCAAUGAAGGUGGCUUUGCCUGAGAUCGGUUCUGUACGGUUUCCCUUUUGUAGACAAUCAUCUUCUGACCCAAACCAAACCGGAACCGUCAACUGAGGCAGAGCGCGUGCGACGGGGUUUGCUGCUUUUAUUUAAUAGGCAUACGUGGGACAUGAACCAAGCGACGAGUUUCUCUUACAGCAUCCAGCCCUAAAUAAAGAAUAUACCAAAGUUACUGAAAGAGAUACACACAACGCAUGCAUAUUCACAGAUGAGGGCUGGACUCUGCAAGAGAACUGAGCUUUUGUAGGAACACGCGUAGUGUUUAUAGACUUGCAUGUCAGUUAUGCAUGUUUGCAAAUACGGUAAAUAUGAUUACAGCCACUAAAUUCAUGCUUUGUAUGAAUGCUACACUUUGCUAUACAUUUGUUAUUGUUGUAAUUAUUCAUAACGGGCGUAUUAAUUUAUUGUUGCUUUAUGUAGACAAGUACCAUGAAUGGCAUGAAAUGAGUUGAUUGACACUUCCUGAUUUACUAAAUUGAAAAGGGGCGGAGCAAUUUCCGUUCCACAUCCGCACUUUUUUUGUCUUACUGAAUGUCUUCUACCAUAAGGAAAACAUUACACUUUCUUAGGGGUGAUUCCUGCAUGUGUGUCUGUAAGGGGCGGGGCUUUCAGGAGCGACUGUUGCUCCAAGCUCAGAAUGUAGGGUCAAAUCCCAACCCCUAAAAAUCACAAGGUGCCCCGGCCCUCACAAACACAUCCAGGCGCCUCAAAGGGCUGUCGACCCGGGCAACGCAUCGAGAUUACCUCACUCCAUGCCAUGCUGGGCGUUACUGUAGAUACUGUACAAAAAGAGAGAUGAAUGCGUAAUAAGACUUGUGAAAGAAAGAGGGAGAGUCUGUAUGAAAGAAGCGACGAUGAUGCUCAAAGUGGUUCAGGAGGGUGAAAGCCAAACGCAAAUAUAGCGAAAGAACAAACUGUGGUCGCGUUUCCUCCUCAAGACUGAAUGGACAUGCAUUCUUCCCCAGUAUUGAUUUGCAUGAGUUUUGAAAAUGUCAACCUCGCGUGUGUGUCCUUUAUCUCCCGUUUGAAGUAUGCAGUCGUGAGCUCUUAAUAAGAGACGAGGAGCAUGCCACAAGUUCACCUUUUAAAGGUGCGCUUUUAUCCCCAAACCCCACCGUUUGCCUGGGGGCCCUGAAUGUAUCGAGUCCUUGGAAGUGAUGUACAGUAUUGUCAAUGUGGCCCCAUAUCACCUUUACUAAAAUCAGGGCUCACACCAGUGUAACCUGCCAUACCUGCCUUCCCUCGCACCCUUUCCCUUAUCGAUCAAUGUUCUACGCUGUAGAUAUUUGCUGUUUUUAGGGCAAACAAACUAAAAAUAGGUCUCUACCACUAGCCUUGUCAUGUGGAAAUCAAAUACAAUUUCCUUUUUAUAUAUAUAUAUAUAAUGGUAGUUCUUAUUUAACCGUGUGCUGCAUCUGUUAUUGUGAAGAUUUAAUGAUUUAAUUUUUAAUAUGAUUAUGGUUGUUACGACUAGCCAUUGUUUUUAUUAAGCAAUAAGUUCCUUUGUUUUUCUGUUUUUUUUUUUGGAAGGGAAGCUGGUUGUUACAAAUACAUCUACAGAAAUAGAAUUCACUUAACCUGCUUUGCCAUAAUAAGGAAAAUAAAACGAAACAAUGUGUUUAUGUAAUAUGUACAUCUAUAUACAAGCUGUCACUGUCUGUGUACUAAAAAAACUGAACGUGCAUCAAAUAAAACAGAUACUGUAUGUAAAAGA
Molecule: messenger RNA, 5925 nt
Organism: Misgurnus anguillicaudatus (oriental weatherfish)
Lineage: Eukaryota; Metazoa; Chordata; Actinopteri; Cypriniformes; Cobitidae
Source: RefSeq, a predicted model, not a curated record